GCCAUCGAAACAACGGCAGCUGACACGUAAAAACGGUGCCUAUAAGGCAACCUCCGAGAGCACAGUGGGAGUUGUGAAUUUGAGCGUUACUGUGUGUCGUAUGAGUCUUUAUCUGCGUCAAUUUCAAAAGCUUGUAUCUCGCUUCAAUCAAACUAUGUAUUUCUGAAACAUUACAGGUAAAAUAGAGAUUGAAUUGAAUUGGUUAGUUGAAGAAAUUAGCAGCAUCGACAUGUUUAAUGUUACUCGUUUGUUUGUGUCAUCAAGAAGAAAUUAACGUAGCAAUUUAGUGCUUAUGAGACGAGCAUUUUUAAACUAACAUCUGGUUAUGACGACUAUUAAGUAUUAACUCUUCCGAAUUUCUGAGAGAUAUUCCUGCUUGGGUCGUGGAUAGGAGAUUGGUGUUUGCUCAUGUAAAUGAAAGAUGGCAUGAAUUCCCGAAUAUUAUUGGACUCUGCAAAAACUUGUAUAUUGGCCUCUUCUCCUGUUUUCAGAAGGCAACAAUUCUUGAUAAGGUGUGUGGGAGGCUCCAUUGACCAUCAACCCCAUUCUAGAGAUAUGCAAACCCUAAGGUCUUUGGAGGUUGACUCUGAGAGUGUUAUUCGAGCAAUUACUCCUGCACUUGAUCCUACCAGACAUAAGGGUCAGGCAGGAAAUAUAGCUGUUAUUGGAGGGUGCCGUGAAUACACAGGUGCUCCAUAUUUUGCUGCAAUUUCGGCCUUAAAAAUUGGUGCUGAUCUGUCUCAUGUUUUUUGUACAAAAGAUGCUGCUCCUGUCAUCAAAAGCUACAGUCCUGAGUUGAUUGUGCACCCUGUUUUGGAAGAAUCUUAUAGUGUCGGGGAGGAAUGCAAGAGAUCCAUUUCAAGCAAGGUUGUUGCUGAAGUUGAUAAGUGGAUGGAAAGAUUUGACUGUCUUGUUGUUGGUCCAGGCCUUGGAAGAGACCCAUUUCUUCUGGACUGUGUGAGUGAAAUCAUAAGACAUGCAAGACAGUCAAAUAUCCCGAUAGUUAUUGAUGGGGAUGGACUUUUUCUUGUUACAAAUAAUGUUGACCUUGUUAGUGGCUAUGCCUUAGCUGUUCUAACACCAAAUGUCAAUGAAUAUAAGCGUCUUGUUAAGAAAGUUCUGACUUCUGAAGUAAAUGAUGUAGAUGCUCCUCAACAACUGCUAUCUCUAGCCAGACAGAUUGGUGGUGUUACUAUCCUAAGGAAAGGAAAUUCUGAUCUCAUAAGUGAUGGUGACACAGUCAAAGCAGUGAGCAUCUAUGGUUCUCCUAGACGUUGUGGUGGCCAAGGUGAUAUCCUAUCUGGAAGUGUAGCUGUCUUCUUGUCAUGGGCACGUCAACAUAUCUUGGCUGCUGAUUCAAAUAUAAAUCACAGUUGUAAAAAUCCCACAGUUUUGGGAUGCAUUGCUGGGUCUGCUAUAUUGAGGAAGGCUGCAUCACUUGCUUUCUUGAAUAAGAAAAGAUCCACAGUCACUGGUGACAUCAUUGAAUGCUUGGGCAAAAGUUUGGAAGACAUUUGUCCAGCCAGUUAACUCCAUUGGUGUCUUUGUGGCCUACUGAUACAUAUCAUCGGCAACCAAAUUUACAUAUCCUGCUAGUGUAUUUUCUUUAAGUUUUCCUUCUUUUCUGAGUUUUCUCCUUUCUUGUCUUCAUUUCUCUCCGUCUGGUCUGCAUAGUCUACUUUGAAUAUUUAAAAUAUGUCUGUUUGUUGUGACAUGAUAGACUCUAAUAAGUAAUAGUCUGGGGAAGGGUCGGCCUUGUUUCUGGUACACGAAAAUCACGAACCGAUGGUACGUCAUGACCUAAGUCUAAGACGUGUUGCAACAAUUAUCCUGUUUUCAAGAACUUA
Molecule: messenger RNA, 1847 nt
Organism: Cajanus cajan (pigeon pea)
Lineage: Eukaryota; Viridiplantae; Streptophyta; Magnoliopsida; Fabales; Fabaceae
Product: pfkB-like carbohydrate kinase family protein
Biological process (GO): metabolite repair
Molecular function (GO): ATP-dependent NAD(P)H-hydrate dehydratase activity
Source: RefSeq, a predicted model, not a curated record